This is a messenger RNA of Parnassius apollo (apollo), 3102 nucleotides long. The record is from the annotation of a GenBank genome assembly. NCBI's taxonomy places the organism in Eukaryota, Metazoa, Arthropoda, Insecta, Lepidoptera, Papilionidae.
AUGGGACGAGGAAGAGAUCGUAGCCGUGAUAGACGUCGCAGCCGAAGCAGAAGUAGGAGCAGAAGUCGGAGUCGAAGCCCUCGUUAUGGUUUAGGAUCCGGCGGUGGUUAUGGUGGAGGUGGACGCCGUAGCAAUCCAGGAGCUAGUUUGCGUAAACCUAAAUGGGAUUUGAGUAGGCUAAAGCCCUUUAAGAAAGACUUUUAUGUCCCUCAUCCAGACGUAGAAAGCAGACCUGAUUCUGAAGUUGAAGCUUGGAGAAGUGAAAAUGAAAUAACAUUAAAAGGUCGGAACAUUCCUAAACCUACAUUGACAUUUGAUGAGGCUGGAUUUCCAGAUUAUGUUAUGGACGAGAUUGACAAAAUGGGAUUUUCCAAGCCUACGCCCAUUCAAGCUCAAGGAUGGCCUAUAGCUCUUAGUGGGUACGAUAUGGUUGGAAUUGCUUCUACUGGAUCUGGUAAAACACUCUCUUAUAUAUUGCCAGCUAUUGUUCACAUAAAUCACCAACCUAAGUCUAGCAGAGGUGAUGGACCCAUUGCGUUAGUUUUAGCCCCUACUAGAGAAUUAGCUCAACAAAUACAAGAAGUGUGUGAUAAAUUUGCUAACACAUCUAAAAUACAUAACACUUGUUUAUUUGGAGGUGCUCCUAAAGGGCCUCAAGCAAGAGACCUGGAUGCGGGGGUAGAAAUUGUUAUUGCUACUCCAGGGCGUCUGUUAGACUUUUUGGAAAGUGGAAGAACUAAUUUAAAGAGAUGCACCUAUUUGGUCUUAGAUGAGGCUGACAGAAUGUUGGAUAUGGGUUUUGAACCACAGAUUAGAAAAAUUAUAGAACAAAUUAGACCUGAUCGUCAGACCCUCAUGUGGUCUGCUACAUGGCCAAGGGAGGUACAAAGCUUGGCUUCCGAAUUUCUUAAAGAUUAUCUACAAAUUAAUGUUGGUUCCCUGCAAUUAGCUGCAAAUCACAAUAUUUUACAAAUUAUUGAUGUUUGUAUGGAGUAUGAAAAAGAAACAAAAUUAAGCACUCUUCUAAAAGAAAUUAUGGCUGAAAAAGAGAAUAAAACUAUAAUAUUUAUAGAAACAAAGCGACGUGUUGAUGAUAUUACUAGGAAAAUGAAAAAGGAUGGAUGGCCUGCUGUAUGUAUUCAUGGUGAUAAGUCACAAAAUGAACGAGAUUGGGUAUUGCAAGAUUUUAGAAGUGGAAAAGCUCCUAUUCUUGUAGCCACAGAUGUAGCAGCUAGAGGUUUAGAUGUUGAUGAUGUUAAGUUUGUCAUUAAUUUUGACUAUCCAAGCAACUCCGAAGAUUAUGUGCAUCGCAUUGGACGAACAGGAAGGACAAAUAAAACUGGAACAGCUUAUACUUUCUUUACACCUUCAAAUGCUGCUAAAGCAGGAGAUCUUAUCUCAGUAUUAAAAGAAGCUAAACAAGUUGUAAACCCUAAAUUGCAAGAACUUGCUGAGCGUGGAGGUGGAGGUGGACGACGUCAUCGAGGUCGUGGAGGAAGAUAUCGUAGAGGGCGAAGAUCCCGUUCAAGAUCACGUUCGCGUCGCCGUCGCACUCGAUCUCGAUCGCGUUCUCGGGACCGACGGCGUCGCCGUCAUAGUUCAUCAAGAUCUUCACGAAGCAGAUCAUCAAGAUCAUCGAGAAGUCAUUCUCGAUCUCGUUCCCGCUCUCGUUCCCGUUCACGUAGCCGUUCACGUUCAGGCAAGUGCAGUCAGGACGCUACUAUCGCUGCCACAAAGCCCGUGGGCCAAGCUCUACUGCCUACUCCAAAGCCACUUCUACCUACUCCAAUUGGUCCCCAGCUUCCUGUAUUACAGAAUAAUAUAGGUUCUUCAACUACUCUACGUAAUGAAGACUCAAAUAUGAGAAGAAAUGAUAGAACAACUAAUGAUGUUCAACAACAAUUACAACAGCAGCACCAGCAGCCGCCGCCGCCGCUGCCGCCGCAACAGCAACAGCCCAAUCAAAUUCCGCCGUUAAUGGCUCUCAAUCCUCAAAUGUGCAUGCCACCACCAAUGAAUGGUCAAGGUUUUGUUAUGCCACAAUUCUUUCCUGCUGAUCAAUAUGGUAUGAUGAUGCAACCUUUUAAUUCUAGUCCUAUGCUUGCUCCUACCGGUUGGGCGGCACCUCCUCCACCACCACCUCCUCCUCCACUUUCCGGCUCCUCAAGCAGUAUUAAUACCUAUAACAAAGAACAAAGUGGCUAUGGGGAAAGCGGCCUAGAGUCAGAUUCCAGAAAGCGAGGCGCCCGCUCUGGUGGUCUUGGCUCAGGCGGUGGUCUGGGCUCCGGCGGUGGCCUUGGCUCCGGCGGGGGCCUUAGCUCCGGCGGGGGCUUUAGCUCCGGCGGUGGCCUUGGCUCCGGCGGGGGCCUUAGCUCCGGCGGGGGCUUUAGCUCCGGCGGUGGCCUUGGCUCCGGCGGUGGCCUUGGCUCCGGCGGUGGCCGUGGCUCCGGCGGUGGUCUUGGCUCCGGCGGUGGCCUUGGCUCCGGCGGGGGCCUUGGCUCUGGCGGGGGCCUGGGCUCUGGCCGCGGCCACAGCACCAGCGAUGAUCGUGACUACGGCGGAGGCCUCGGCUCAGGCGGGGGUCUCGGCUCUGACGGAGGCCUCGGGUCUAAUGAAGGCCAAAGCUCUUCGAGAUCGAGAGGAGGUCGAGACAGACGUCGACGAGGAAGAGGACGAAACAACGACUACGACUCGGAUGGUCCGGGUGGUGGUCUCGGUUCUCAAGGAUCCGGCGGUCUUGACGGCGGCCUGGGUCAGGCCUCCUACGGAUUGGCCUCUGGCGGACUCGGUGUACCCCAUGGGGGCCAAAUGCCGCGCAUGCUUCCCCAACCCGGUGAGAACUACUUUGGACCACAAGGUGCUAAUUUUACAGCAUUUGGCUCUUAUGGUUCUAAGAAUAAUAAAAGAAACCAAGAUGAUAAUAAUGCCAAUGACACAUUCAGAAAUGACAAUUAUAAUGGAAUGGAGUUAUAUGAUCAGCAAAAUAUGGGACCAGGAAGGCCAUCUGGCCUUGGCUUGAACCAGAAUGGUUCCGGUGAUGUGCAGGUUAAUGGCUCCAUGGGGUACAAUAAUAACCGCCAGAGGAAUCGCCAACGGCGGUGA